AUUCAUAUUUAAAGUUAACUAUAUUGUAUUAUAUUAGAAAAAUAGCCAUAGAAAUGGAGCAAUGAUGAUAGAAAUAGCAGUAUCCCAAAUCGGUACAAGUCAGAACCUCCACUCGGGCUAGUUUGACUCCGGCAUGUUGUAGGUGACGUACAUGCCGGUCGCUAAAUGUUUUAGCAUGAAUUGCAGAGCUUCAGACUUAACCAAAUAUAUAUUUCACUGUACACGUUGAUCAUUAGAGUAUAAGUGUAAAUGAUGGAGGAGGAGACCCAGUCCCUUCACCUGGAUGAGGGACUGUCUAUAAAGGAAGAGGAGUUCGGACAGGCAGAGGGAAAGAUGAACCAAGUGGAGGAUGAAAAACCAGAGGAGGUUGAAGAGGAAGAUGAGGAGGAGGAUGAAGAAGCAUUGCCACACUCUGAAUUCCUGGACAUCUUUGAAGAAGGACUGGCUCGCCUUGUACAGGACCCUCUACUCUGUGACCUUCCCAUUCAGGUGACUCUGGAGGAGGUGAAUUCCCAGGUUGCCCUGGAGUAUGGCCAAGCCAUGACGGUCCGUGUAUGCAAAGCGGAUGGCGAAGUAAUGCCCAUAGUGGUGGUGCAGAAUGCUAUGGUACUGGAUUUGAAGAAAGCCAUCCAGAGGUUCAUGGAGCUGAAACAGCAACGGGAGGGUGGGGUAAAGCACGUCAGCUGGAGAUACGUAUGGAGAACCUUUCAUCUUGUAUUUCAAGGAGAGAAGCUUGAUGAUGACAAAAUGAAACUAAAGGAUUAUGGGAUCAGAAACAGAGAUGCGGUGACAUUCAUGAAGAGACUGAGGAAGAAGUGAAACGGAGGUACAGUAGUCUUCUGAACUAUGAUCUCACCCGAAAGAUGUUCACAGGCAAAGUGGUACCAGUAUAAUGUUGACUGUAACUAUCACAAUUUUAUGGCUGUGUGAACGAGAGAAAAGCUAUUGGAAAAUACCCCUGUCUUAUGUGCCUGUGGUAUUUUCCAUUAUUAUAAGAUAAUGCUUAUUUUGAAAGGACUCAACAUUUGUACUUCUUGCACUCCCCAUGGGGGUAUAACACUGGCAACCUUUUGAAAUAUAUAUUUGAUGUUUGUAAUAUUAUUGAUAAUACAUUGAGUUGAACAAUGAAUAACGCUGCUCUAACUUCAGAUUUCACUACCAUUGGAGUCCUGCCUACUCUGUGAGUUUCCUGCACAGUCCCCGUUGCUUCAACCUGGCUGGAGAUGUACAGCAACUAUAUUCAUACACUGACAUGACUCAGUGGAUGUCUAAAAGGUUUUUCAAUGGACAUCUCAACUGUUUUUUUACAUGUUGUAGAUAUGAUUGUGUGGAAUGUUUCGUAUGGUCUCCAUUUUUUAUUGUUUGGACAUAUUCUCUUGUCAUCUUGUACAGUAAAACUGUGCCACUUCAAAUAUGAAUAAAGGCUACAGUGCAACCAAAA
This is a messenger RNA of Oncorhynchus keta (chum salmon), 1441 nucleotides long. It is a transcript of the gene snrnp25, whose product is annotated as small nuclear ribonucleoprotein 25. Gene Ontology annotation, cellular component: U12-type spliceosomal complex. The coding region runs from base 250 to 819 and encodes 189 amino acids. The transcript is spliced from 6 exons. The record is from RefSeq and is a predicted model, not a curated record. Gene Ontology annotation, molecular function: protein binding. Lineage: Eukaryota; Metazoa; Chordata; Actinopteri; Salmoniformes; Salmonidae. Gene Ontology annotation, biological process: mRNA splicing, via spliceosome.